This is a messenger RNA of Bombyx mori (domestic silkworm), 10571 nucleotides long. It is a transcript of the gene cic, whose product is annotated as putative transcription factor capicua. Bases 946 to 6390 code for a protein of 1814 amino acids. The transcript is spliced from 30 exons. NCBI's taxonomy places the organism in Eukaryota, Metazoa, Arthropoda, Insecta, Lepidoptera, Bombycidae. The record is from RefSeq and is a predicted model, not a curated record. Gene Ontology annotation, biological process: regulation of transcription by RNA polymerase II. Gene Ontology annotation, cellular component: nucleus. Gene Ontology annotation, molecular function: DNA-binding transcription factor activity, RNA polymerase II-specific; RNA polymerase II transcription regulatory region sequence-specific DNA binding.
UGAUCAUCAAAUGAUGACUUCGUUUAUUUAACGAUGAGCAGCAAAACCGGCUUUCCAGAAUCUCAAUACAAAGUAAUUUAAAUGACGGGUUCCACAAUAUUCACAACUACAUAGUGUAGUCUAGAUCUAGUGAAUCAUAUCUAGUGUAAUUAACAUUACGUAAUAGAUUUUUUGUGGGUAUGUUCCCGGAGAUAAAAUUUUACUUAAAUCAUGAAUUUUUUCAAACGUUCCCGCUAAAGCUCCUUGGCAUAUUUGUAUCACGUGACCAUCAUCGAUCCAAUGGUUGAACGCUUCUCGGGUCCAUUCAACUCAACUUUGCGAGCUCCGUGGAGUGGCGUGGAGAGGGCAACUUCACAAUUCCGAUUCUAUUCAUAAAAGGAAAUGUUUUUAUAUUGCUGUCUCUCUUACUCAUGUAAAAAAUUGUAGUGUUUGAGUGAAGUAGCAAUAUGUUUGAUUGGAAAUUAUUGAAAGCUGGGCCAGGCAGGCCACUUCAGACCAGUCGCCAUGUAAAUUUUUUUGAUGUGGGUGUUGUGUCUCGGCACGUCAAAUGCUUCAAUGAAUUUUAUUAUUCUCAAAAGAACAUUGAUUUCGUGUAAAUCGUUAUAUUAUUUGUAAAUUCGUGCUCAUUCUUAGUCCAUAUUGUGAACAGUGAAACAUAUUGUGUUGUGAUUGUGUACCAUCUAAUCUGGUGACGGCGGGUAAUAGAUUGGAGGGGGAGCUGCUAAAAUACUACGAUAGGAUAGUAGAGACGUUUUACUACUCGGGAAGUCGGGAGCGCUAAGCGCUUACAAAAUUUCUCAUCUCGACGCGAGCGAUUACGGUCUUCCAUUUUGUUUUAAUAUGCAGUUUGGUUGUUUACGGUGUGCAUCGUGUACAGAGCAAUUGCAAGCCACGAAGGCAGGUGCGAUAACAGCAGUGGGUGCUAUGUGGUAGCGGGAGGCGGUGAUGCAGCGAGAGCACGCGGGCGGCGCCCCCCCGCCGCAGGCCUCCGCCCCCGCCCCCGCUCACCCUCAUUAUCGUUCACACGGCCACUACCCUGAUAUUGAUGAUCAGAUUCCUGCUUCUGUGAUAAGCAGUGUCGGCACAGUGAGCCUGUCACAAUCAUCUACCAACCAUAAAAACAUAAACAUGGCCAAUCCGACUAAUCUCGGCAACGCCAGCAGCGGCAACGCUACUCAGUCGACGGUCCAUCAAACGCCAACUCAAAACCCAGUGAGGAAUCUGCCCAAGAAACGCAAAUUUGACCCUUCCUCGCUAGAGGAGAUGCAGCAGACCUGUCCCAAUAAUAACACGAUCAACACUUCGACGGCGUCGGUACUCGACUUCCACAACUAUCAACGGCCAGUGCUCCAACCAUCGCCAAUUGUACGGCAAUCUCCACCCCAAGACGUGAAGCCGUUUUUCAUCCAAUACCCAAACAUUGAUUUGUCCGAAUGGCGUGACCACCGAGUUUUGGCCAAGCAACGGGGCUUUUAUGUACCCGGAGCGAUAAGACAUGCCGAAGGUUGUAAAGUGACAGUAGAGUUAGACGGUUAUGAAAACGAACCUGUCGAAUACAGUGACGUGUUUGGUAUGAACAAACUGGAUGUUAUCGGCGAUGCCAGCCCGCAGAUGAGCCAUUUGCUGAUGGGUCUGCCGUGCGUCGUGCGUACCUCUGACCCCAAUCGAGAAAACGUUCAAAACGUAUUCGUCGAAGGUUUCAUCUUAGAGGUGUUAAAUUCGCCUAUAAGGAUACGCGUUGAGGUGAGAGAUGGCGACCUAUGCAAGCAGGCGGUGGAAGUGAAGCGGGCGGAUAUCCGGCUGAUGCAGCCACCCUGGGCUGAUGAACUGGAAGACGCCGGCUCCCACGUGUCCUCGUCACUGCACGCGCAUCCAAUGCGAGUACACCAUCCGCCGCAUCAGAUCGGCGGCGACCACUUCUACACUUCGUCUCCGAUGCCCGGGGCCGGUUCGGGCGUGGUCACGGUCGGGGCGCUUUCGAACGGUUCGAUGGACGAGCUCAGGAAGCGAACCUUCGACGACUACCCGGAGAGCGAUGACGAAUUGCGCCGCGAGGACAUCAUGUUCUCAACUGACGUAUCGCACAUGGAUUGCAGCAACAGUAAACGCAGCAGCCUACAGAGCCGAGGCAGCGCAUCGAGUCUGCUUGAGCGCAGUCUCACACCCCGAUCUCAACCCCCUACGCCUAGAUCUCAAGCGGCAACCCCGCACAAAUAUAAGAAGGGCGAUGUCGUAUCAACUCCGACCGGUAUAAGGAAGAAGUUCAACGGCAAACAGUGGAGGCGGCUGUGUUCGAAGGACGGCUGCACUAAGGAGAGCCAGCGGCGGGGCUUCUGCUCGCGCCACCUGUCGCUGCGGGGCGUCGCGCGCUCCUCCAACACGCCGCUCGCGCAGGGCUCGGCGCACACGCCGCAGCAGAGGAGUAGCAGUAAAUCUUUGUCGUCUAGCGGCACGGGCGUCGAGGGAGACGAAACGUCCCGGGAGAGCGACACCACGCCCCCUCACUACAGAGUCACGGGGAGGUUCGACCCCGACGAGACCGAGGCCGCCAACAUGCUGGUGUCGCUGGGCAGCUCUCGGUCGGGCAGCCCGGGCGCGUCCCCGGUGGGCGGGGGCGGGUCCCCGGGGCUCCGCAACAACCUGUUCGUGCCCAUCUCCUCGCCGCAGCCCCCGCACUCCGCCCCACACACCGCGCUCUACCACCACCAUCUCAUCAGGCCUGAAGUGAGACCGGGAAGAGUCAGUUCGCCUAUCGGAGGAGUGGCCACCAGCGUUAUAAGAGUCUCACCCGCCCCGAGCUAUCACUAUCCGGUUGAAAACCGGAACGGAACAUCAGUAUUAAACGCUCCUUCGUCGCAGUCAAACGUCGUUGGUGCUCAAAGUGCGGGCCACACCGCCCAGAGCUUGAUACAGACGAGUGUGACGGCGCCCUCCGGCGUGUCGCUCAACCUUAACGCCGCGAGCCAAGCCGGCGCCGCCCCCACCGCGCGCCCCGCCGACUUCGCACAGAACCUGGUCGUGCACAGAGCCGUGCCCUCCGCCAACGGCCUCGACCUGGACCAUAACAUGUACCGCCAGUCGCUGCUGAGGAACGGCAUCCACGAGUCGUAUCGCCGCGAGACUGAUGUGUCGCCGCCCUUGAGCCACGAGAACUUUGGGAAACGGAGGGCCUCCGAGUACGAGGACGACGACCACUCCGUGCCGCAGCGAGACCACAACGUGCUCCGUAGCGUGAUGGACAGGCCUCCGGAACUAUCAGAGGCUCGAGUGACCGUGGAGGAAAAGAGAAUAUUGAAGCCUUCGCCACUGCCGGCCAGGUUGCUUCCCGUCGUGCACCCGGAGGUCAAGCAAGAACCGAUCAAAACUGUCUAUGUGAUACCGCAGAAUAUUAUGGACAAAAAGUAUUUUUUAAUCAAAAACGAACCGCCUGAAACCGUCCAUAUAGAACAAAAGUUGAAUCACAUGACUCAGCAAUUAAACAAGAACGAUUCAGAGACCGAACACAGAAGUUUGGAUAAUGGUGACCACGUAAACAGUAUAAACGUGAACAGCAGUGCCGUGAUAGUACAUCCGAAUCAGUUGUUGCCCGUUCUACCGCCGCCCACGUCACAUACGGCCAUUAUCGUAUCGAGCGGAGUAUCGUGCGGUGCAUUCCCGUGGCAGUCCCUGGUGCCGCUACUGAGCGCCCCCAGCCCCGGGCCCGCCUCCGCGCCGCCCUCCCCGCGCACCCCGCACACCCCUCACACUCCGCACACGCCGCACACACCGCACACUCCUCACACCCCGCACACGCCCGCGCACAUCAAGUCUGAAGACCAGAUCAAGACUGAGACUAAUGACACGGUGACGUCGAUGUGUACAGACGAAGAUGACGAAGUGUUCGAAUGCGACGAGCCGGCUUCGGGCGAGGAUUCCAACAAGCGACGCUCUCAAAGCUUAUCGGCUUUGAAUUCGCCCGCAAGCACCUCUGAAAAGAAAGAGCGCCGCAUAAGACGUCCGAUGAACGCGUUCAUGAUAUUCUCGAAGCGACAUCGGCAAGUCGUCCACCAGAUGCAUCCGAACCAGGACAACCGCACCGUCAGCAAGAUACUCGGCGAGUGGUGGUACUCCCUCAAGCCUGAAGAGAAACAGAAGUACAAUGAAUUGGCCACCGAGGUGAAAGAAGCUCACUUCAAAGCACAUCCGGAAUGGAAAUGGUGUAACAAAGAUCGUAGGAAAUCUUCGAGUAGCAAAGAUCCCACUGGGUCUAUACCGCAGAGUCCUCGUACUCCUUCAGAAGUACCGAGCAGCGCUCUCCCGAGCUCAGUGGACGUUCCAGUUAAUAUCUCCGCCUACAACCACGUCGGCUCGCCGCAGCUGAGCGACGACGAACCCAUGAUAACUCAAAUGUGUACCGAAACUCCCGCCUCGUCUCAAAACCUUGAGAUAGAUCUCAAAUGCGGUGAGAAGGUCACGGAUUCUGAUUCCGAGGGUAUCGAUACGAGGGAUUACCUACCUUCGCAUCACGAUCACACGAGAAGACCUAAACCCAUUAAAGCUAGAGCCGGGUCAUCCGACAAUUUAUUGGGCGGCAUCACGGCUUCCAGUCCCGGCGGAUCUAAAGUGUUCCAACCCACCGGUGGAGCCUUCAAGUCUACACAUGCGGAUCCGGGCGACGGUCACCGCCAGUGGACUGCGUUCAGCACAGUGAACAAAACGGCUAUGCCCAACCAAGUACCUAGCUCUCCUCACGUACCGCAGCCGCCACAGAGCCAGCCAACCGCUAACAGCACGCAGAGCCUCGCCACCAGCGUUCAAGGGAUAACACUAAACACGCCCAAUCUAUCGACGCAAGCCGCUCUCGAUAACGCCAUAGCGUCGAUAAUGAACUCCCCCACGGCCACUAGUGGUGUGCAAGUGAUAUCGAGCGGCAUAUCGAUGCCGAAUCAAUCGACUCAACAAACUUCGACAACAUCAGCUCUGAGUAACGCUCUAUUGAGGAGUGUCACAUUUGUAAAGAAGACGAUCGCUGAUAAUCCUCUGUGUCCGCUAACGUUGUCGGUGGACGCAUCGGGCAACUUGCUGCUGAAGCCGAGCGAGGCCAGCGACGGCGCGCACACCGAGAUGCAUCAACAGCCUCUGCACUACGUUCACUUGCAGAGACUGUAUCUACCGCACUUCAACACGGUAGAUACAAGCAGCCCCGCAACUCAGACAAAUCAACAGCAACAACAGCAACAGCAGCAUCAACAGCAACAUCAACAACAGCAUCAGCAACAGCACCAGCAGCAACAGCAUCAACAACAUCAACAACAACAGCAACAUAUUCAACAACAACAGCAACAUAUUCAACAACAACAGUAUCAGCAACAACAACAACAACAUCAGCAGCAACAACAACACCAACAACAGACGCAACUGCAGCAUCAAUUGAACAUGCAAAAUGGUCCAACCGUGAUCGUCUCUCAGAGCAACAGUCAUCCCUUACCCAAACCCAUAUCUGAGUGGGGGGAAGUGGAGGAAACCCGCCCUUUCCCGCUGGCGCCCACGCCUGCGCAGCUUGGACGGGCGCCUUUGCAAAAGAGACUCAGUCGGGGCACCUCGACGAGCUCAUCGAACUCCAACGAGCAGACUGCUCCGCCCCCGGACAGCAGCAACGCGUCGCAUCAACUGAAUCAGAACAUGAACGAGCCCUCGCCCUCGCCGCAGCCGCCCCCCUCCGCCGACAACCUGCCCAGUCCCUCGCACAAGAAGAGCCUCUUCAAGAAAGGCAACGAAGAUGGACGUGACAAAGUGCUGGAAACGGUGAAUUUCGAGCAGAAAUUCAGCACCCUGCCGCAAUUCAAGCCGGAGGCGUGCAGCCCUAGCGCGAUGGUCGUGCCGCGGAGUCCGCAGCUCUAUCUCAGGAAGAAAAAGCUUGGUAUAGACGACGAAGGCAAUACGAUCGUGACGCCUCAAAUAGAAUCGGAAGUGCUGAACGGGAACGGCAUCCCGACCCCGCACACCUCCACCAACAAGCUGGUCGGGAACACGUUUUUCGGACCGGACUUCAAUCUAGAGACGUUUCGAGUGUCGGAGAGCGCGGAGGAGAUGUCGCCGCGCACGCCGGUGUCGGGCCCGCGCGGCGAGGCCGGCCACCGCAAGGUGUUGGAGCAGCGCCGCCACCUCGUGCUCAAGCUGUUCAAGGACCACGGCAUGUUCCCGACGACACAGGCAACGACCAAUUUCCAGGCAACUCACAUGGACAUAUUCCCAACAAAAACAUCCCUGCAAUUGAAGAUACGCGAAGUUCGACAAAAGCUGAUGGCGCAGUCGAACAACUUGACACCGCAUUCGGAGGUCAACACACCGACGAAUGUGAAUUCGCCACUCGUGUCGGCUCCAUUGCAUUCCACGUCGACGGCCAGUUAGCGACGACGUUACACCAUCUCCAUUGUAGUGCAGGAGUGAGAGAAAUGGUGACCACAAUUUUAAUAAAAAAAAAAAUUAUAAUAAUUUCUUACUAAAUUGUUUUCAAAACAAUUCGUUGUUAGAGUAGAGAUGUUCUGUAACGUGUAAAGAAUAUGGUUGUGUAUGAGGUUUUCGCACUUCGACAUGAAACGUUCUAGUGAAAUAUAUAAUGCUAAUGAAUGCGUUCAUGGUUCACACGCACAUUUAAAAUCAUAAAAUAAUAAAAGAAAAAGGUUUUAUUAGAUUAAAACAACAAAAAAAAUCAUAAAAAAGUCUGUUUUCUUAGGAUAUUCUGUAUGGUGCGAAAGGGUUUUCAUAAAUAUAAAUUCCAUUGUUGCGUUGUUGUGAAUUAAUUAUUGUGUAUGGCAGUGACAGCGAACUGUGCUUAGUGCGAGUUUUUUAACGUUCUGGAUAGCGUAAAAGUUAGCUCAUAUUUGUAUGGAAUGGGAUCGUUUGCCUACGUUUGCCGCUAGGGGCGCUGUUCCAAUUGCAUACAAAAUUGAGCUAACUUUUACGCUAUCGAAAACGUUAAAAAACUCGCACUAAGCACACAGUUGUUUUUGUUGUUAUGUGUUUUCCGUGUUUCUGUCUACCUUGUUCUAAAUUUGAUAAGCAAGCGUGAAAGAGGACAGGUGUUAAUAUAAACAGGGUGUGAAAGUUUUGUAUCCUCUAAUUGGCAUGAUAAUUUUGUAUCGCACACCAAACAAUACUAACUCACAGGUCGAUGGAAACUUAAAUCAUUCGCUUACUGUUACGAUAAUGAAAAAGAGACAUUUUAAAAUUCGAAUGUAACAAAUGAUAAUAUCGAUGUUUUUGUAAUUAUUAUUUCGUUUGUAAAUAAUAAGCGUUUUCGGAAUACAUAUUAUUAUGUAAUUGUAGUGUUAAUUAUAUUGAAUUUUUGAUUUUAGAACGAAACAUUCUAUUAUGUUUAUCGAAAGAGCCCUAUAUAAUAAAGUUUGGUAAAUUUUAUCAAUGGAGAAAUUUAGCCGUGCAAACGUCUGGGAACGUUUUGCAAUGUAAUUUUGUAAGUUUGAAUAUGGAAUGGAGCGUGAUUCGUCCGCAAUCUAUCGAAUUGUUUCGCGGAAUCCGAAAGAUUUGACGAACGAACUUUUUUUUUUUAAUAACAUGCCGAGUACAUCGUCAUUUGGGCACGAUCUCAGUACAUUUUACAUGUAUAGUAUUUUAAGCGUGAACGGUGAUGUGUGAGUGUAUAAAUGAAAUCGCACACAUACGUAACCUGUGUCUCUUGUCACAGAUUUGGUAUUUCCGUACGCCAAAGUAAAUAAGUAUUUCGUUUGAAUAUUCUCAAAACAGAUUUCGUUUGAAUAUUCUCAAAACAGUUAAUCUUUUAAUAAAUCGUAUGUAGAGUAGAUAUACAUUUAAAAUUUCUAGUUAAAGCCAUAUAAAUCAUUCAAUAUCAAUCAAUUUUGUUGGGUAACAUGUCAUAUCUUACAUACAAAUAAAAUACACUGUGUUUUAAUCAAAACAUAUGAAUAUACAAAUUAUGGGUUAAUUGGAUAAGUGCAAUUAUAACAGUUGACUAAAUGUCGAAUCUGUUUGCUGUGGUGAUUUUUAUAUGUAGUCAAUAAUUAUUAUUAAAUCGAUCCUGCAUUUAUAUGACUAUAGUAUAAUAUAAUCUUGUUAUGAAGUAAUGUUGCAUAAUGUUUGAUACAUGGCAACAUUUGAUUUAUGAAAGUCACGGUUUUGAGUUUGCAACAGAUCAUGUUUUCCUAAUAAUCAUAAUCAUUAAUGGUUUUUGUUUGUUUGCUCAUAUUAAAAUCAACAUUUGAAUUAACCUGUUAAUGACUUGCCUAAUUAAUUAAUACAAAAUUAGAGUCGAACCGUUAUUUUUAACGAAUAGAAAUUGAUCACACAAAAUGGUGCGAUGUGACAAUAUUGCAUGUACGUUGUGUACAUACAUUACGACAAAGUAACGAUAUAUGUAUAUUAUAUAUAAAUAAAUAUUGGUGCAUUCAUGUUAUGUUAUUGUUUAAGAAUAUUUUGUAUCGUUUUCUAUAUUUAUGUUGUGAUGUUAGUCUUCCAUGUGUUUGAAUAGAUUUUUUUUUUGUUUUUUGUCAUUUAUUAGAUGCGCAUAUUUAUUUAAAUACUUUGAAAACACUUCGGAGUUUAACAUGAAACUUUGCGAGGCACGUGUUAUCGUGCCGAGGUUAAUAUUUAAAUUUAGCUUAAAAUGAAUAUAAAAUGGAUAUAAACUUUAAUUGCAAAAAACAAAGUUUAAUAGAAAGCAUCAUUAAAAUGUAUGAAAAUUGAAUUAUCCAUGAAUUGUUUAUAUACAAACAGCUCAAAUCAUUAACGACACUAGAUAAAUGAAAUACGUUAUAAUCUCAUUGUAAAUAUUAGAAAAAUAAUUCUAAUUAGUGCUAAGUAUUCCCGGCUCUCAAAGUAAUUAGGGAUUUUCUUAUAAUUUAGGUAAUGCUAAUUCUUGUAGAUAAAUUGAGAGAAAAAAAGAGAGAAAUAUGUAGUUUAUAUACUCAUGAAAUUUUCGGCCAAUAAAAUAUAUGUGUAUAUAUCAAAAUUGUAUUUUUUAAAUGAUCUCUUUGGGACGAUAAUUAAUAGUUUGUACAUAAUUGCUUUAGGAGUCUGGAAAUGAAAAUGAAUUUAUUAAAUAAAUAUAAGAGAUAUUUUCGCACUGUUAUAAUAUUCCUCUGUAAUCGCGUACAUAUUAGUAGUCAUACCAAAACUCGGCAUUGUUGAUAUUCUACAGAAGAUCUGUGAAUUUUUUUUUAAUUUAAUUUUUCUUUUUACAGUUUUUGGUAUAAUUCUAAUACUACGCGUCAGUCAGUUGAGUCGCUUCUUAGUUGUCCUACGUUUUUUUUUAAAUCACAUUAUAUAGUGCUGUUUUGUUACCAGUUAACCAAUAGUAGAGAUGCGUAUUGUGGGAUGUCGAUUUCACUAGGAUCGAUCUUUUAUUUUCUAAUUAUAUUCAUAAUGAUGCUUAAUAUUCCAAUGCCUGUUUCCCUUAAGCUUUUGAGAUACCGCUUUCAUUUAUACAGUAUAAAUGUUUAUAUAUAUAUAUAUAUAUAUUUUUUAAUAAAUCGGUGAUUUUAUUUAAUGCAAUAUAUUUAGUCACGAUUUUACGAUUUUUAUUUAUAUGCAAUCUCUUCGUUUGUUUUCUUAUAAGUACACAGUAAAUUGCUGUACUCAAAUUAUGUAGCAACAUACUCUUCGAAUUUGAAUUGUUCAAUUAGAGCUCGAGGACUACACGACUCUGUACUUUAGGACUACACAAACUUUAAUUUGUACACGACUUUUAUAAGAAAACGACCAAUAUUAUUUUUAUUUUUACUUCCAUAUAACAUACAAUCUGUUGCUUCCCAUACAUAACAUAAUAAUAAUAUUAAUUGGAGAAAUAGUUUCGUGAUUUAUUUUUACGGUUGUUUGUAUUGAAUGUUUCGAUUUGUCAAAAGCUGUCCAUCCAUCUUUUUAGUUUUCCCUUGUUGAUAUUUUGUAAUAGUGAAACUGGUUGAGUUUGUGAGCGAAGUGUCUAUUGUUGUUUUAAUAACAAAUAUGAAACGAAUGUGUAUGCAAGCUGCGUAUUGCUAGUGCCUUAUUGACUUUCGAAUCUUAGUGUGUGACUAUGGAGCAAUAAUAUUGUAUCAUUUUAUUUCGAUAAGUGCUAUUUCUGUAUCUCCUAGGCUUUGUCAGUCAAUAACGAGUGGAUAAUAAGCAGUUUUUUUUUUAUUAGACUGAAUUAAUUUUGAAGCAUGUAACAAUUUAAAGUAUAUUUUAAGAAAUGUUAGUAGUUAUUUGAAAAGGGAUAUUUUAAAUGAAGCAUUUCAUAUUCGUUAUUUAUUUCUACACAAGGCAUUAGUCUUAGUUGUUUAGUCGGAAUGGCGUAAAUGUAAAUAUCUUGUUUAGAUGUUUUAUUUAGGUUUAAUAAUUAUCGAUUUAAUGUAUAUUAGAUUGGAAAAUAGUGAAAAUUUAUGAUGUGAAUGUUUUUGAACGAAAAUUAUGAAGGACCAACAAAUGGCACUGUUAUUCUCACUGUCACUUGUAUUACAUCGAAGCGGAACACGAACGUACGCACGUUUUCAAUUUAUCAGCAUUGUGGACAGUUUGUUCGAGCAUAUUGGAUCAUUGUACGAACUUAUGUUAAAACAUAAAAAAAUCCUUAAAAACAA